UAUAAGGAUAAAUAUCCAGAAAAUACAUUGAUCGGUUUCAAAGGUGCCGUUGAUGCUGGUGUUGAUGUAUUGGAAACUGAUGUCCAAGUUACAAAAGAUGGUGUUGUUGUGAUUAAUCAUGAUCCAACUACUGGAAGAGUUUAUGAUAAGGAUCUAGUUGUUGCUGAUUCAAACCUUGAUGAAUUGAAAGACUUGACAAAUAAGAGUGAUCCAAGUCAAAAAUUUCUAACUUUCCAAGAAUUAGCAGAAUGGGUUAUAACUCAAAAAGAUGGUUUGAAGAUAAUGUUGGAUAUUAAACCAUAUAAUAAUAAAUUAAUACUUGUCAAGAUCAUUAGAGAUUUGAAAAACGUUUAUAAUGAUUUGACAUUUUGGUAUGAUAAAAUUAUCUUUGGGUUAUGGAGAUUAGACUUUUAUGAAUAUGGUGUUGUUACUGGAUUGAUUAAAAAUUUCGAAAUCAUCAACAUUUCAAUAUCACCAGUCAUUUCAAACACAUUGAUUGAAUAUUCACAAACCGUGCCAAAAGGUUUCAAAUUGAAUGCAAUUUCAAUUUUGGAUGUUUCUUCAUGGGCUAAUGAUUUUGAUAAUUAUAGAGAAACCGUUUUGAAACCAAAUAAUAUUGGGUUAUAUCUCUGGACUGUUAAUUCUCCAGAUGAUAUUAAAAAAUCACUAGCUGUUAAAGUUGAUGGAAUGGUUACAGAUGAUCCUGUUCAA
Hansenula anomala is the source of this 711-nucleotide messenger RNA. RefSeq names its product phosphatidylglycerol phospholipase (gene PGC1). The transcript is spliced from 3 exons. The annotation marks the transcript as partial. The record is from RefSeq and is a predicted model, not a curated record. Lineage: Eukaryota; Fungi; Ascomycota; Saccharomycetes; Phaffomycetales; Wickerhamomycetaceae. Gene Ontology annotation, biological process: lipid metabolic process. Gene Ontology annotation, molecular function: phosphoric diester hydrolase activity.